Messenger RNA from Suillus clintonianus, 981 nucleotides. RefSeq lists its product as uncharacterized. Lineage: Eukaryota; Fungi; Basidiomycota; Agaricomycetes; Boletales; Suillaceae. The record is from RefSeq and is a predicted model, not a curated record. Bases 373 to 897 code for a protein of 174 amino acids. The transcript has 2 exons.
CUUAGGAGUCAGAAAGAGUACUUUGGUCUUCAAAUCGUGGCCCACACAAGUUCUUGACCUCCCCCGUGAGCAGCUUUAUCAUCAGAUCAGAUCAGGUUCAAGGAGCGCGUGCCCCGGUUCCAUUGACUUAGCUCAAAGUCACAGCUCAACACAACUGUAACUUCAGUCUUUACUUAAAUCACUUUGUCUCGGAGGUUUGUUUCCACCAGAUCUCCUCCAACGACAUCCUUAGGUACGGACGUGAAUGAAUUAGGUAUUAAAUUUUCAACAAGUCUCUGAAUCCUUGACUCUGCUUCAAAUUCUACUAGCAGUACUAGCCAGUGCACAACUUGGCCCCUGAAGCAGGUUACUGUAAACCAACAUUAACCGCCAAUGUCUAGCACAGACAACACGAAGUGGUACAGACUCUCACAUGCUACGCGUCAGGCAGUCGUGCAGCGUUACACCAUCUCAGGAUAUCCUGUCAAUGAGGCAGACCCGAAUUCGGUCCUCCAUUGGAGAAUCUUCGCGAAGUGCGUACUUCCAGAUGACAAUUCUCGGAUUGUCACGCUGGACAUGAUGCCCGGCCAGGACAGUAGAACUGGUGUCCUGGCUGUCACCGAAGCCCCCGACGAGUCAUCCCAAGCAGGUGUUGCAGAUGUUACUGAACGUGCUGCUACUGAGAUUACAGUUGAAUCUCUUUUGGAUUUACUGGAAUCUAAAGGCCGCAACCGCUUCAUAUACGACGACACUGGCUCUGGGUGUCGGUUCUGGUGCCAUACGGUCCUCGGUGACCUAGAGAGGAUAAAAUUGGUUUCCGAUGGUGCCAUCUCCAGGUUUGAUACAUACGUCGCAGAACAGAGCCAAGAAAAUACCGCGCGGUUCCCACUACCGACACGGGAAGGCACGUUCUACUAGUGCGAGGUUGAAUCCAUUUUCGCCUCUCUGAUGCAGACUCACCCGACUCAUUUGUUGAAAGAAUACAUCUACAAUUCCAAUGUA